AUGUCUGUGCAUAAAAUCUUAAAAAAGAAUGAAUUUCAUCCUUACAAGAUUCAUCCAGUUCAGGAAUUAUCUGAAGACGAUUUCGAUCGUCGUGUAGAAUUUUGUGAGGAUGUCAUGCAAAGAAUUGACAUGGAUCCUGAAUUUGCGACCAAAAUAGUCUUUUCUGAUGAAGCGACAUUUGAGCUGAAUGGCAAUAUCAAUCGUCAUAAUUGCAGAUUUUGGUCAGAUGAAAAUCCUCAUUGGAUGAUUGAAGCUCACACGCAACAUCCGGAAAAAUUGAAUGUAUGGACUGGACUUCUUGCUGAGAGGGUGAUUGGUCCUUUCUUCAUUGACGGUAAUUUGACUGCUGAAAAAUACAGAACAAUGCUUGAACGCGAUAUUGUACCAGCAAUACAACGUGUUGGUGACAAUUUUAAUGAAAUCUGGUUUCAGCAGGACGGAGCACCUGCCCAUUAUGGUCGAGGUGUACGAGAAUACUUAAAUGAAGUAUUCCCGAACAAAUGA
Messenger RNA from Camponotus floridanus (Florida carpenter ant), 504 nucleotides. RefSeq lists its product as uncharacterized. The record is from RefSeq and is a predicted model, not a curated record. The transcript has a single exon. Bases 1 to 504 code for a protein of 167 amino acids. NCBI's taxonomy places the organism in Eukaryota, Metazoa, Arthropoda, Insecta, Hymenoptera, Formicidae. Gene Ontology annotation, molecular function: nucleic acid binding.